Solenopsis invicta (red fire ant) is the source of this 3242-nucleotide messenger RNA. Its product is annotated as probable C-mannosyltransferase DPY19L1. Bases 31 to 2142 code for a protein of 703 amino acids. NCBI's taxonomy places the organism in Eukaryota, Metazoa, Arthropoda, Insecta, Hymenoptera, Formicidae. Gene Ontology annotation, cellular component: nuclear inner membrane. The transcript has 9 exons. The record is from RefSeq and is a predicted model, not a curated record. Gene Ontology annotation, molecular function: mannosyltransferase activity.
GUCGGCAUGAUAGUAGUCACGUGAUUCACAAUGUCGAAGAUGGCAACGAGGAGUGACAGAAAACGUAGAGUGGUCGAGAAACCGGCACACGAGAGCACCGCUUUCUAUCAUUGGGCAAUAAACCUUUUGGGUCUUGGUUUCGGUUGUUUGCAUCGGUGGCACGUAUCCACGCUGUUCGAAAAUGAUCGACACUUCUCUCACCUUUCGGAGAUCGAGCGAGAAAUGUCCUUCCGGACAGAGAUGGGGAUGUAUUAUUCCUAUUAUAAGACCAUCGCCGAAUCUAAAGAUUUUUUCGAUGGAAUGGACAAGCUCAGCCACGACAAUCUUUCAGAGUACAACAACGUCAUUGAUGCCAGCAAAAAAUAUAGUCUUUUACCUGAGAUCAUAGCGGGUUUCCUUUAUCAUAUUGCGAGGAAUCUUGGUGUCAUAUCUCAAGAACAAUGCUGGCAGAUAGAGAGAGGAGACGGUUUGCCGCCUGUAACUAGCUGUGAGGGCCUGGGUGUGCCUGUAUACUUCUAUUUAGAGAUAGUCUGGUCUACCACAGUUGUCACAGCAGCAGUACUCUUUUAUUACGCAACGUACUUGAGCAAUUCCAUUUACGGUGGCUUCAUAACGAUCCUAUUCUUCUUCUUCAAUCACAACGAAUGCACUCGCGUUCAAUGGACACCGCCGUUGCGAGAAACUUUCGCGUAUCCCAUGUUACUUUUUCAAAUGUACAGUGUUACCAUGGCUAUCAGAAAAUAUACGAAACAUGAUACGGAUAAAGAACCAGCUGCGUUGAGGAACAGAACUAGGCAAGGACUAUUCAUGGAUAUAUUUGGCUCGACAAUUUGCAGUUUGUGCACCUGGCAAUUUUCACACUUCAUUUUCAUUACGCAGAUUGUAGCCAUUCUCAUACUAAAAUGGCUGAGGAUCGUUCCGUACGAGUUCUACAAAAUUUUUUGUAUGGCGCACGCUUUAGCUAUCGCGACAGCGACUAAAAUAACAAAUGGGACUCUUAUAAUUUGUUCGCUCUACACGUGCAUCAUAAUCAGCAGUAACGUGGCCAACCUUAUAAUUAAACUGUCCCGAUUUCAAAACAUCAAGCGUGAAAUCAUUCUCGAAAUUGCUGUAACGAUAACUCUUACAAACUGGAUAAAAUCCUACGUUUUGUAUUCCCAAGAUGACGCCCACGUGUUUAACAUAUUAAAGUCGAAAUUAAUGAACUAUAGAGAUUUUCACACUAUGCUUUACACGUGCUCCGCAGAAUUCGACUUUCUGCAAUACAAAACUUACGAGGCGAUCAUCAAGACCUUGCUACUACCAACAGCGAUACUCGUCGGUAUGCUUGCACUGUAUUAUUGGUACAGAAAUUUCAAGACGAGCAGUUAUCCAUGCUGCAUAGAGGCCGAUAUGGCGUACAACGGUCUGCAGACUGGCGCCUUCAUCAUUAUCGCCAUUUUCAUUAUGAGAUUAAAGCUGUUUAUGACGCCGCAUCUCUGCAUAAUAGCUGGUGCCGUGUGUAGCAAACGAUAUCUUGAAAAAAUCGGCUUGAAAGGAGAACUGAUGCGGCUUGCUAUUGUUAUUCUCUUACUGGGUGGUAUGUCGUACCACGGCUUCGACAGAUUCCAAGAGGAACGCGGAUUUAUAGGUGAAUAUAGUAAUAUUGAACAAGAAGAGUUAUUUGAAUGGAUAAAGAGUAAUACGCCGAAACACGCCGUGUUUGCGGGAAAAAUGUCGUUGAUGGCGAACUUGAUGCUGUCGACUAGGAGACCGAUCGUUAAUAAUCCCUACUAUGAAAGCAAAGAAAUGAGGGAUAGAACCAUGAAAGUCUAUGAGAUUUUUAGUCGGAAAGAUGCCGCCUCUGUGUAUUCUUCUUUGAGAAACAUGAAAGUUAGUUACGUCGUAUUAGAGGAACCAUUGUGCCUUGGAUUUGCAAACAUGCCGCGAGGAUGUCAAAUGAUCGAUUUAUGGGACGUGGCUGAUAAUGGAGCGUCGAAAGCGAUCAACAAGCCGCCUCUAUGUCCCCUUUUAUUCAAAGGAAACGCGUAUCCGUUUAGAAGAGCGUUUGUUAACAGCAAUUACGUCGUGCUGCAAUUGGAUUAUUCGCAUUACGUAGAAUUUAAACCAAAGACUUCAAUGCCACUGCACUAUCAGUUCUAGAGUUCUACGUUUCCAAAAAAAAGUAAAAUCGAAAGAAGAUGGAAUGCCUCCGUGAGACUAUAAAAGCCUAUUUUUCUUAAAACAAAAAUAUCUAUAUAUGAAGAAAAAAUAUAUAUAUUUUUUUAUAUUAUAAAAGUUCACGCGGGUAAGUUGAAUAUUAACACUGCGAACUUGAAAAUUUUAUCAAGUACAGCCUUUAUGCAAUUUGUGAAGGGGCAUUAAAUAUUUUAAGAAACACAAUGUUCCCAAUAUUAUAAAAAUCUGCUUGAUAUUUUUUAUUUAAUUAAAAAGAAUUCAAUCUUUGUUUUAAGAAUCUUUUAAAACAUUCACGGAAAGAAUAGUCUAAAAAUUUCGCUAGAUUCAAAUCUGAAAAUAAUUUUAUUGAACUAUUAAAAUAAUUAUGUGCGAUGCUGGUUGCUUGAGAAUGUCAAAACUUUUUAUGGCAUUAUCAUCAUGCGCAAUCUACAUAAUUAUCUUGAUCAAAUAAAAUAAUUUUCAGGCUUGUAUCUAAUUUUUUUAAAUACUUCAACAAAGAAACUUUUUUAUAUAUUGCAGCCAACAAAAUACACAAUGUGCAGAAUAUGUUCAUAACUUUUUUACAUUUUAUACUAAUAAAUUAUUAAAAUUAGGUUGUUAAAAGUAAGAAUUAAUAAGAACAAAAAUUAAGAUAAUGCCUCGUUUCACAAUGUGAUGUACAUACUUGUGAUAAUUUUCCUAUAUUUAAGAUUAUUGCAUACUUAUCGAUAUGCUCGACUUAUCGAAUUUUGACAACGCGAAUAGCUUCGAAUGUAUAAGUACUAUAUUUAAUCGCAUAUUGUGUUCAUAUUCAUCCGCUAUAUGACAAACAUGAGACAUUUGUGCCAACAUAAAGCACUAUUUAUACUUAUAUAACCAUUACGAAUCGCAUCUUUCAAGUUUAAAUUUUUUAUCGAUUAACGAGCAUUUCAUAAUACACAUAUUGGACAAUAAUUCUCCACACUUUAUCAAUUGUGCUUAUUAACAUUGCACAAUUAUUUAAUCGUAAUACGACCAUAAAUGUUAUCGUAAUUGUAAUGAGAUUAUAAAUAAAAAACGACAUGCAAAAGAUAAUUAUACAAGAA